GCGCCCGUCGCCCCGAGCCCGUGGGCCAGCCCCGGCGAGGCGCAGGUUAUCCCGGACACGCAGCAGGAGAUCCGCAGGGCGGUUGCGGCCUGCGGCCGCGGGCGGCCCCCGGUCGCGGCCGGCGAGUGCCUGACGGUCUGGUGCGUCGUGCAGCAGGCGGAGCACGGGGCGCCCGCGCUUCUGGAGGCCGCCG
Prorocentrum cordatum is the source of this 193-nucleotide messenger RNA. The record is from the annotation of a GenBank genome assembly. NCBI's taxonomy places the organism in Eukaryota, Dinophyceae, Prorocentrales, Prorocentraceae.